AUGCGUGGUCCUAUGAUGAUCAUCGGCUACACGGUCACCUCCGAGUCGCUUGACGAGUUUGCGCAUGAAGUUGAAUGUCCCCUUACCGACAUCGUUGGCCUUGGUAACGCACUGACGGAACGACUCGACACUAAGAUCGUCGUCGCCAGAGCGCUCGAAAAGCAGCGGCUGAACCACAAAUGUUUCUACCUGAUCCCCGGAGGGUUCGACAUACCGAUCGACCCCACGAUGACCGACCGGCUCUUGCUGUACAAGGAGUUUCAAGAGAAAGUCGCGCAUGUGCCGCGGGGGUUCAAGCAAUUACCAAAGCUCCUCUGGCUCUUGGAGCCCGACUUGAAUUAUUUUAUCGUCGGCGGGGAGAACACCGAGGUCCGGCUCUCGACAGACGGGGAGGAUGGCGAUGAACACGAUUGUGUGACAAAACUGAGAUUCCUCUCGAUGUAA
This is a messenger RNA of Dacryopinax primogenitus, 444 nucleotides long. RefSeq lists its product as uncharacterized. The record is from RefSeq and is a predicted model, not a curated record. NCBI's taxonomy places the organism in Eukaryota, Fungi, Basidiomycota, Dacrymycetes, Dacrymycetales, Dacrymycetaceae. Bases 1 to 444 code for a protein of 147 amino acids. The transcript has 2 exons.